UCUAAGACUUGUUCUUUACCCAUGGAAUGUAAUAUUUUUGCAAAGAUGGACCACUUCACAAAUGGUUACAAAGUCAUACCCACUUCUUCCACAGUGACCACAACAAAUGACCAAGCAUGAACUAAAGUGCCAGAAUUGAUUGUGGUGGGACAUCUUUCACUGAAAAAUAAGUAAAAUGGAACAUAAUGGGUCUGCUUCAAAUGCUGAUAAAACCCAUCAGAAUCGCCUGUCAAGUGUUACAGAAGAUGAAGACCAAGACGCUGCUCUUACCAUUGUGACUGUGCUGGACAAAGUAGCCACCAUCGUGGACAGUGUGCAGGCAAGCCAGAAGAGACUAGAGGAGAGACACAGGGAAAUGGAAAAUGCCAUAAAAUCUGUCCAGAUUGACCUGUUGAAGCUUUCACAGUCACACAGCAAUACAGGCUACGUCAUUAACAAGUUGUUUGAGAAAACUCGAAAAGUCAGUGCUCACAUUAAAGAUGUGAAGGCCCGGGUGGAGAGGCAGCAAACUCACGUGAGAAAAGUUGAAUCCAAGCAAGAGGAAAUAAUGAAGAAAAACAAAUUCCGUGUGGUAAUAUUCCAGGAGGAGAUUCGGUGUCCGACAUCCCUGUCUAUUGUUAAAGACAGAAACCUAACUGAGAAUCAAGAGGCUGAAGACGAUGUCUUUGACCCUCCAAUAGAUCUGUCUUCGGAUGAAGAGUAUUAUGUUGAAGAAAGCAGAUCUGCCAGACUUAGAAAGUCAGGCAAGGAGCGCAUUGAUAAUAUCAAAAAGGCAUUUUCCAAAGAAAACAUGCAGAAGACACGGCAGAAUUUUGACAAGAAAGUGAACAGAAUUAGAACUAGAAUAGUGACCCCGGAGAGGAGAGAAAGGCUAAGGCAGUCGGGAGAAAGGUUAAGGCAGUCAGGAGAGAGGCUGAAACAGUCAGGGGAAAGGUUUAAGAAAUCCAUUUCUAACGCAGCUCCCUCAAAGGAAGCUUUUAAGAUGCGUAGCCUUCGGAAAGCUAAAGACCAAACUGUGGCUGAAGAUGCAGAAGAGGUCAGGGAGAUGGGUGUGGACAUCAUUGCCAGGAGCGAGUCUCUGGGCCCCAUCACUGAGCUCUACACUGAUGAGCUCAGUGAAACAGACCGUGAGGAGGCCAGGGCUGUAUAUCCUCCCACAGAAGGAGGGGAAGUCUCAACCCCCGAGGCUUUAAAAGUUACUUUUAAACCCCAGGUGAAAGUGGAAGAUGAUGAAUCUCUUUUGUUAGAUUUAAAGCAGUAAUCAUGAAGAAGAACUAAGUAUAUUAUAGGUAUAAAAGUCUUUAAUCACAAGGUUCUAGUUUAAUAGCAUAGUCACAUUGAUAGUAUAGUCAUUUAAAUUUAUAAAAUAGUGAAGUCAUUUACAUUUAUUUAUGGGAAAACAUGAGUGAUAUAGCUGGAUUCAUUUCUGAUGUUUAAAAUCUUAAAAAUAACACGAGUAUUGUAUACAUUUCUUUAUAGCUUCCUUGGGAAUUCUUUUUUUCUCCCCUGGGCUAACAACUUUCCCUUUUAUGUCAUUCUCAUGGCAGCUGUGGAUUUUUUUUU
Messenger RNA from Neofelis nebulosa (Clouded leopard), 1563 nucleotides. RefSeq names its product caveolae associated protein 4 (gene CAVIN4). The coding region runs from base 176 to 1261 and encodes 361 amino acids. Gene Ontology annotation, biological process: regulation of gene expression. The transcript is spliced from 3 exons. The record is from RefSeq and is a predicted model, not a curated record. Gene Ontology annotation, cellular component: caveola; cytoplasm. Lineage: Eukaryota; Metazoa; Chordata; Mammalia; Carnivora; Felidae.